This is a messenger RNA of Brienomyrus brachyistius, 1301 nucleotides long. It is a transcript of the gene ankrd16, whose product is annotated as ankyrin repeat domain 16. Lineage: Eukaryota; Metazoa; Chordata; Actinopteri; Osteoglossiformes; Mormyridae. Bases 167 to 1285 code for a protein of 372 amino acids. The transcript is spliced from 8 exons. Gene Ontology annotation, molecular function: protein binding. The record is from RefSeq and is a predicted model, not a curated record.
AUUGUUUUAUGCUUACAUUUAUACACAGUCGGUACUUCCUCUGCCAUCUUGACACUGAGCAAGCGACAUUCUUUGGUACAGUUCCAGUGGCCUUGUGGGAUAGCCUGGCGUCCACUAGUUGCAGUUUCGCAAAAUCCAGUUUUGCACAUACCCCAGUUUUACUGACAUGGCCGACGAGGCCGUACUGAGGCGCUUGGUGGGGCUGGCGCGGGACGGCCGCCUGAGCGAGAUAGAACACGUGCUUCACGACAACGCCGACCUUCGGAGCUGGAUCGGCGUUGCGCGCCUGCCGCGCUCCGGGGACACGCUGCUGCACUACGCUGCCCGGCAUGGCGCCUUGGACGUCCUCGCCUUCCUGGUACAGGACGUGGGCAUGGACGUCGAGCUGUGCAACAGCGAUUACAAGAGGGCACUGCACGAAGCUGCAUCCAUGGGCCGAGGAGACUGCGUGCAUUACCUUUUGGCCAGGGGAGCCAAAGUAGACUGCUUAAAAAAGUCUGAUUGGACCCCUCUUAUGAUGGCCUGCACCCGGAGAGAUCUGGAAGUCAUCAGGCAGCUGAUGGAGCACGGGGCAGACCCAGCACUCAAGAACAAAGACGGCUGGAAUUGCUUCCACAUCGCCUGCAGAGAGGGUGAUCCGGCUGUGGUACACUGCCUCCUAGAGGCCAGUCCAGAAGUCUGGGACACAGAAAGCACCACCCUCCGAUCUCCACUGCAUACUGCUGCUAUGCAUGGCUGCGAAGAAGUUGUCAGUGUUCUCCUUGAAAAGUGCAGCUUCAGACCUGACAGCAGGGACAGCUGCGGGAUCACGCCGUUCACGGACGCCGCGAGGAACGGACACAUCGGUAUCGCUAAGCUGCUGCUGGAUAAGCACCAGGUAUCUCCAUCAGCAGCAGACUGCAUGGGAGCACAGCCCUUGCAUCACGCCUCCGUAACAGCCCAGGAGGGGGCGCUGCGUUUCCUGGUGCAAGACCUUGGUGUGGACGUAAAUGCUCGAGCCACCAACAUGGGCCUGACUGCCCUCCAUUAUGCUGCCAAGGAGGGUCACAGUAAUACAGUAAGAACCCUGUUUGAAUUGGGGGCUGAUCUUCAAGCAAAGGACAGAAAAGGACGAACAGCACUUCACAUGGCUUGUGCGGGACAGCACGCCUCCACAGUACACACCCUGCUGGAGCUGGGGCUUCGGGACACCCCAGACGCAUCAGGGACCGAGGCCAGGCAGCUGGCCAGGAAGCCAGAUGUACGCUGCAUCUUCACUGAAUGUGAUGCACCAAAAGCUGAUUAAAAGACAAUGCCAAACA